AUGGUUCUCUCGUUUGGUUUGCAGGACUUCAUUCUCCGAGCUCGAGUGCUGAAGCUGUAUAGGCAAGCACUAAGAACUACAAGGAGAGCACCUGGUGACGCUAGAGCUGACCUGAAACAAACAAUUAGACAAGAGAUGGAGAAUAACCGGCAUUGCAAUGACAAGCAAAGGAUUCGUUUUCUCAUCAGUGAAGGAUUAGAGAGAUUAAAACGUCUGGACGAGAUGCUCGAUAUGCAGGGACAUUCCCAGUGGACAUAACUGGGCACAUGUUGUGCAGAUGAUAUUCUGUGUUUCAAGAAACUGUAUUAAAUUUGUCAGUUUUAUGUUUUAUAAUUGAUAUUGUGUAACACAUGAACAAUAAAACCUUAAUUGCUUGUUUUGAUGCUUUCGCCUUUCGCAGUGGUGAUUGCCAGAAAAAUGCAGUGUCCGGGUUCAGGGCGAGUUUGCCUCUA
This is a messenger RNA of Populus nigra (black poplar), 452 nucleotides long. RefSeq lists its product as uncharacterized. The record is from RefSeq and is a predicted model, not a curated record. The coding region runs from base 1 to 258 and encodes 85 amino acids. NCBI's taxonomy places the organism in Eukaryota, Viridiplantae, Streptophyta, Magnoliopsida, Malpighiales, Salicaceae. Gene Ontology annotation, cellular component: mitochondrion. The transcript is spliced from 2 exons.